UGACGAGGGGUUCAGUAUUAAACGUUUGAGAUUAUGGACGCGGACGAAGCACCAACCAGCGCGCCACCCGCCGCCGCCAUCGCCGCCGUCGAGAAGGAAGAACUACCGACGACUCCUGUGAAUGAGGACCAGGCUACCGAUGAGAACAAGGUUGACGAUGAUGCUGAAGCCCAGGAACUUCCUGCGGCGUCUGACGACGACAAGGCCGUGAACGAUGAUUCCAACAAGGACGAAACAGUGGAGGACAAGGUCAUGGCACCGAAGCGCAAGAAGGCGAGUUCCGUCCCUCGGGUGGAGAUUCCUGGCGAACGGCGAAGCGAUCGAGCGCGUCAAGCACCGCGAUCAGUGUAUACGACAGCAGAUGAGACACCGUCUGAGGUGGAGUUUGUCGUACCCGUUGGUCCUGGCACCAAGCUCCGCGACAUCGACUACCUGGCCGAGAAGGUGUCGAAAUGCGGGAAACGCGACGCAGAGGUGUUGAAGAUGCUGUACCAGGUCAUGUUCAGUCGUCGGUUCUCCCUUGGCAUCAUGAAGGACGCCAAGCAGCAUAUUUUGGACUUUUCGGGGUACCUUCCGUUCGACGACGACGCGGACAAGGACAAGUUCCGCGAUGAUUUGGCGAUCAAGUUGUGCCGCGCUACCGUGGGGUUCGUAGAUGUGCUGAUGGACUUCCUCCAGGUGGACCGAUCGAAGAAGUCUUUUGUCGACAGCGGCGCCCAAGGCGGCAAAGACGACAAGGUGGAGCGCAUCAUCGACUGGCUCUUCGCUCCCACCCCCACCGAAGUCAAACCCAAAGCCAAACCUGCCAAGAAGGCAGCCAAGAAAUCCACCAAGACCAAAGCCAAGAAACCAUCGGACGUCGAGACCGCUACGGAUGACGAAGACGCGAUUCCUUCGGCGGCGACUCCAAAAAAGCCGGGCAAGAAGAAGGUCCCCGUCUCCAAGAAGCGCAAAGUCAGUGCAUCGAACGAAGCGACGACAUCAAAGAAGAAGAAGCAGGUGGUGGCGGUGGCAGCGGAUGACGCUGAGACGGAGAGCGAGAACGACUUUGAGGAGGCGGCGCGGAAAGCAGAGGCGGGUCUGAAGAAGCCGACCGGCAAGGCGUUGCCAGUAGACAUCCAAACCCGAUUGAAGCAGAUCGUCACGGAAGGCGACGUGGAGACGCUGACGUUGAAAACGGUGAUGGACACGCUCACGGCCGAGCUCAACGUGGAUGUGAAGGGGCACAAGAAAGCGAUCAAAGACUUUAUCGCCAACAGCUUGUAAAGUCGACACUAUAAUUGGACGCCAUGGAAGCAAGCUUGCACAAACUAUACCAUACAAUGUGUAGGAUAUAUAUAUGGUUGAGGGACAAGUUUGGUUGAUGCCAAGAGGGCCUUGCUGUAUACAGUAUUCUGAUGGAAAUCCAAUGGUCCUUCAAUUUGCAUUUCGAAUUCGUAUGUGGUAUACAAAUUUCAAAGUUGACUUUUGAG
Molecule: messenger RNA, 1472 nt
Organism: Aphanomyces astaci
Lineage: Eukaryota; Oomycota; Saprolegniomycetes; Saprolegniales; Verrucalvaceae
Exons: 9
Coding region: 34-1266 (410 amino acids)
Biological process (GO): chromatin organization; regulation of double-strand break repair
Cellular component (GO): nucleus
Molecular function (GO): DNA binding; histone binding
Source: RefSeq, a predicted model, not a curated record